Triticum aestivum (bread wheat) is the source of this 1179-nucleotide messenger RNA. RefSeq lists its product as uncharacterized. NCBI's taxonomy places the organism in Eukaryota, Viridiplantae, Streptophyta, Magnoliopsida, Poales, Poaceae. The transcript has 12 exons. The record is from RefSeq and is a predicted model, not a curated record. Bases 1 to 1179 code for a protein of 392 amino acids.
AUGCUGCACGAGAAACCCGUCCAGAUUGGCCAACUGUCCGAUGAUGGAAAUGGAACAAACAAGGCGUGGACAGGGGAGAAGAGGCGCCGCAAGCACGUACCCCCGUCAUCAUCCGAUGCUCCUACCACUGCCCAGGACCAUGGAGACAUGGAGGUCACCAUCCUAGGGGGUGGAGAUCCUUUUCUUCAUGCGACAGACAUGGAGCUGCUGCCCAAAAUAGAUUCGGAAGACCUGCCAUUUGAUAUGACAUGGGAGGAAGAAGGCAAGAUAAAAGUGCGCCUUGCACGCCUUCGCAUCACUUAUUACAAGGCUUUGAAGCCAGAGUGCGCACGUGAACGUGAGCUUAAGGAACCAGAAGAAUACACUGAUGCUGAACUUGGUGAGGAGUUGUACUUUAAGCGGUUAGAGGAGGAUAAAAGUUUUGACUGGUUCGUCCAUCCUGAUGACACCUAUAAAGCUGGAUUGAAUGACUACCAACGGAUUGCCCCUCGUAAUUUUCUGCAUCAUAGCGGUCGGAACCUGUACCGCUAUCACGAUGAGUACCGCUCAUGUUAUCAUACAUAUAAAAUUGUUGUUGUUUAUGUCAAGUAUUAUGCAGAAAUUUCAAAGAAAAUCAAGUGGAUUACAGAGUAUUUGCAUCUGGAUCGCAGCACCGAGGAAUGGAUAGAAUUGGAUACUAGAGCAUCGAGGCAAGCAUUGAGGAUUGCAACUGACUUUGCCAAUAUGACUGUUCGUUUAGCUGCUUUUGCUUAUAAUGAGUACAUUCUUGAGAUGGAUAAGAAUGCGUCCCUCAAGGACAUAGAUCUUCUCUAUUUUGAGAUUUGGAGGCGUGUCACUAAGAAAAAUUUAAGUUAUAUGGAUGCUGUGAAGGAAGUAUAUGAAAUGGACAAGUUCGAUGUACACAAAAGGAGACUAGAUGGUGAACUGAAAGGGGUUCCUGCCGUCGCAACAAUAAAACAAUACAUGCACUAUGUUGUCCGACAAGGUGGCAUUGACGCGAAGACCAAAGAGGAUAAAGCUCGAGAUGUGUUUAGGAAGUUAUCUGUCAGUAUGCAUAAAGCAAUGAACAUGGCUCAGUACGCUCAGAAAAAGUUGGAUUUAGCAGAUGAGCUGAAGUUGGACAAAGAGGGUGAAUCGACAAGCACACCAGGUAGCUCUCUUCUGAAUUUGUCGGUGUAG